GUUGUACUUUAACCCCAAGUUUUAUAAAACCAUUUUAUAAUUUGUUCAGUCAGAAUUAGUUGACAUUUACUUUUCUGCAGUGAGGAUAAGUUAUUCUUCGUCUAUUUUGUCUACUUUUGUUAAUUUUCCUUAAAGUUUGGCUUAAUUUCAACAUGUUGCUCCAAAAGGUAUUCAGUAUUUCCGCUCGUCGUUCUAUUAGAUUAUUCUCAGCAAACGCCUCUUCAAAUGGAUUUAAUUUUCAAUUUACUGAGACUCAACAAGAAAUGCAGGAAUUGGCGAGGAAAUUCGUUAAGGAAGAAGUAAUUCCAAAAGCCUCUCAUUACGAUCGAACUGGUGAAUAUCCUUGGGACUUGGUGAAAAAGGCAUGGUCACUAGGAUUAAUGAAUGGACAUAUUCCUCAACAUUGCGGUGGUCUGGAAAGCAGUGUCUUUGAUGGUUGCAUUGUAGCUGAAGAAUUAUCAUACGGCUGUGCGGGAAUUCAAACCGCCAUAGAAGGUUCUGGUCUCGGUCAAACGCCGGUAAUUCAUUUUGGUAACAAGGAGCAACAACAAAAAUAUUUAGGAAGACUGAUUGAAGAACCUCUCGUUGCUGCUUAUUGUGUCACGGAACCUGAAGCGGGUUCGGAUGUUGGAGGUGUUAAAACAAAGGCGGAGAAAAAGGGCAAAGAAUGGGUUCUCAAUGGCACAAAAAUGUGGAUCACAAACGGCGGAGUAGCAGACUGGUACUUCGUCCUGGCGAGAACGAAUCCUGAUCCUAAAGUGCCAGCUAGCAAAGCAUUUACAGGAUUUAUUGUAGAACGAGCAUUCGCUGGUGUCACACCUGGACGAAAGGAAAUUAAUAUGGGUCAAAGGGCCUCAGACACACGUAUGGUAACAUUCGAGGACGUCCGCGUUCCAGAAGAGAAUGUUCUUAUUGGAGAAGGAGCCGGAUUCAAAAUCGCUAUGGGGACUUUUGAUUUAACCCGACCUCCAGUAGCAGCCGGAGCGGUGGGAUUAGCUCAGCGAGCUCUCGACGAGGCGACAAAAUACGCAAUGGAGCGCAAAGCUUUCGGUCAACCGAUAUUCGAUUUCCAAGCCGUUGCGUUUAUGUUGGCUGACAUGUCAAUUGGAGUCGAGACAGCAAGACUUGCCAUGCACAGGUCUGCUUGGGCAAGUGACAAUAAAGAUCCAAGAUCAACGAUUUUUGCCAGCAUUGCAAAAUGUUAUGCAGGUGACGUUGCGAACAAGUGCGCCACUGAUGCUGUACAGAUAUUUGGUGGGGCCGGAUUUAACAGCGAAUAUCCUGUAGAAAAAUUAAUGCGAGACGCUAAGAUUUAUCAAAUUUACGAAGGAACUGCACAAAUUCAAAGACUGAUUAUCUCACGUCAACUUCUUAAAGAAGCCAAGAACUCUGCUCGAUGAGGAGAAACGUAUUUUUAACACAUUUUUAUACGUAUUUGCAUACGUAUUCAUAGACUAAUCGAAAUCUUUGAAAUUCUAUUUUUGAACAGGUUUUCAAAAAUAUUUUUAUAAAAGACUUUUAUGAAAUUUACAAAAAAACUAAGAAUUAAUAAUUCGAUAAUUUGCAAAAGUAGAAAAUAUUUUAAAGUGAACAAAAGUGAAUUGCUGGAACGAAUCUGGAGUGAUUGUAAUUUAAACGAGAGUAAUUAUACAAGUCUUCGAAAAUUUUAUUAGGAAAGAGGAAAAUUAAUUUCUGUAUAUUAUAAUUAUUAUAAAUAUUAUAAAUAUUUUUAUUAACAAAAUAAUUCGAUUUAUAUCAGAGUUAUUAAAUAAAUAUAUUUUUACAGUGAGAAAAAUUUCGAUUUCUAUUUUUAGGGAGAAAAGAAAGUAAGACUAAUAUAAAAUGAUUUAGAAUUUACAAAAAUAUGAAAAAUAGAAAAAUUAUGAAAUGAAAUACUAUCAAAUUGAUCAAUAAUGAAAUUUUAUCAAAACGAACAAAUGGGAUCAAAUUUUAUCAAAAAUGAUCAAAUGGAAAAAAAUAUGAAAAAUUGAAUAAGUUUCAAAGAGAAAGCUUAUCUUAUUCGUGAUAAAAUGUUUGCGUUUUGAACAGCUGAAAUGUUGCGAUAACUUUUAUGAGCUAUGUGUGUAUAUAUCUUAAAUAGAUCUAUUUUAAAGACGUCUUGUGUGGGUGGUGCUUAUAGAAAUGAGAGGGUGAGAGGUACGUUCAUGAAAAUAGGUGGCAGUGCUGGAAUCGUUGCUUUACUAGGCGGAGCUUUCAGUCUCGUUCACAGUUAUUUUGCCGGACAGAAUAAAAAAAAGAAAUAAUUACACACUCAACCGAAAUGGAUACUAAAAUUAAUUAAAAAAAACUAAAUGUCGUCAGUUGUAAAGUGAAUUUUUCAUCGAUUUUCAAAAUUUAUUGUGGAAUAAUUCAGAGAAUUAUACACAGUGAACAUUUUCAAAGAUUAUUUCCAUCGAGAGGAUAUUUUACCGAAAGCACAUCAGAGGGUGACGAGCUUUCGAGUUCAAACACCAACAG
Messenger RNA from Leptopilina heterotoma, 2478 nucleotides. It is a transcript of the gene Mcad, whose product is annotated as probable medium-chain specific acyl-CoA dehydrogenase, mitochondrial. Lineage: Eukaryota; Metazoa; Arthropoda; Insecta; Hymenoptera; Figitidae. The coding region runs from base 153 to 1400 and encodes 415 amino acids. The record is from RefSeq and is a predicted model, not a curated record. Gene Ontology annotation, biological process: fatty acid beta-oxidation; medium-chain fatty acid catabolic process. The transcript is spliced from 10 exons. Gene Ontology annotation, cellular component: mitochondrion. Gene Ontology annotation, molecular function: flavin adenine dinucleotide binding; medium-chain fatty acyl-CoA dehydrogenase activity.